This is a messenger RNA of Biomphalaria glabrata, 7335 nucleotides long. Its product is annotated as FERM, ARHGEF and pleckstrin domain-containing protein 2-like. Gene Ontology annotation, molecular function: guanyl-nucleotide exchange factor activity. Gene Ontology annotation, cellular component: cytoskeleton. Lineage: Eukaryota; Metazoa; Mollusca; Gastropoda; Planorbidae. The record is from RefSeq and is a predicted model, not a curated record. The coding region runs from base 673 to 4497 and encodes 1274 amino acids. The transcript is spliced from 29 exons.
UAAUUUCUGGAAAGGGGAAAAAGGUGGACAAUAUGUGCUAUUGGUUGUCGUUCUUUCCGACUUGACGGAUACUAAUAUGGGUGUUAAGUGAAUGAGCUUUAGAUUAUUAGAAUAUUUGUUCGCUGGAUAUUACACUAUAUUUCCAACAGCUGAUGAUAUAGUCGGCAAUUUAAUACAUUUGGAUUACUAUUUUGAGUGUUUUGUUGUGUUGUCUGUUUCAUUAAAUAUUGAGGAAAUAUUGCUGUCACAGAUACUAGAGUAGAUCUAGACUAAAAAAUACUGUUACAGUGAGAAUACAAUACACUGACCGAGACUGAGAAUGAGAUUAGUGAUUAGUGAGAUUCAGAUUGUGAUUGUCACUUGUGACAACUUAUUGUGAGAAUACUGAAUAGAGUUAGAUUUACUUCAGUCAUUUCUAGAGUAGUUUACUCCUAGAUCUAGAUCUAAUUUUGUAUUUUACUAGCCUAGCCUGUGUUUAAAUAUUUAUAUAAUUCGGACCCCUGGGCCUGAGCUGUGGAUCGUAUUCUUAACUAAGAACGCAACCCUUUCCUUUGCAGUAAUGAUUCUUGGGAAAUAGGAGCAUUUGAAAGAAUUUGUUCUAACACAUAGAAUAAGGUCAGAGCCUGGGAUGUACCAGAAGGCUAUGUUGGUGUCCAGUGUAGACAUUAGGUCAUGAGUGACCCCAGGCCGCCCAAGUCGCCUCGCAAGGGGAAGUACGUCAACAUCCGGAUUGGUUUUCUCAACGACACAGUCCAUGUCUUUCAGGUUCCGGUGAAAGGUGUCGGCUCGCUGCUAUGGGACGCAGUGGUCAACCAUCUUCAGCUGUUGGAAGCAGACUACUUUGACCUGGAGUACACCAACCAGAACGGAGAUGACUGCUGGUUAGAUAAAGAUAAGCUGGUACUCAAGCAGAUCGGGUCCCCAGACACUCCACUUCGUUUCUGUGUCAAGUUCUACACACCUGAUCCAGGGCUGCUAGAGGAUGAGCUUACCAGAUACCUCUUUGCACUACAAGUCCGCAAGGAUUUACUACGAGGGGAGCUACGCUGUAGUGAAAACACAGCCGCGUUGCUGGCCUCGUAUAUCGUCCAGGCUGAGAUUGGAGACUUCGAUCUGGAGGAGUGCCCUGAUCCCACCUACCUAGCUGUGUUCAAAUUUGUGCCCGAGCAUCUACAAAGCCACCAGUUUAUGGCCAAGGUCAUGGACUAUCACAAGCAACAUAUAGGUGAGUCUCCAUCUGAAGCAGAUCUAAAUCUGUUGGACACUGCUAGGAAGGUGGAAUUGUAUGGGAUUAAAAUGCAGACUGCCAAGGACCACGAGGGUGUAUGUCUUAACUUGGCCGUCGCCCACCUGGGUGUUCUUGUCUUCCAACAAUACACCAAAAUCAACACCUUCUCGUGGGCCAAGGUUCGCAAGCUCAGUUUCAAACGCAAGAAGUUCCUGAUCAAGCUCCACGCUGACACCUAUGAGCAUGGACUGGAUGGACUCCCCCAUACGCCGACCAAAUCUUCAAGGGGCUACUACAAGGACACUGUGGAGUUUUUCUUUGACACCAGAGACCGAUGCAAGCUGUUCUGGAAACGCUGCAUAGAGCACCACGCCUUCUUUCGAUGCCAGGUGGUGGCUAAGGUGCCGCGGAACAAGACCAGGGUGGUCAGCCGAGGGUCUUCCUUCAGGUAUUGUGGAAGGACGCAAAAACAGCUUGUUGAAUAUGUCAGGGAAAACAUUGGCAGACGUCCCCAUUUUGAAAGGUCUACAAGUGGACGCAUUUCUAGUCGUAGUACCAGUGUCACUCCAAAGAUUUCUUCCAAGCCUGGCAUGCACUCAUCCUCUGCUGACCUACACACCAGCUCAGGGUCACGCUCCAGUGGCUCUCACAUACUAGACAGCAAUCACACCCCAGGAAGUGGUAUUUUGCGGGACAGUUCUGGUACACCACACAGUGCAAUGAGGGUUGAGUCAGUAGAUGUUCACAGUGAUAGCUCCAUGUCAGGUUCCAGGUCACUUAACUCUCCGCGGUUAGAGCAUGGCCUUAGCAUCGACCAGGAUGUCAUCGAAGCUGUGAAUGCCAGGACAGAAGGUGCAAUGACAGAUGACGAGGACGACGAUGAAGACCUGAAGAGUGGCUCUUGUGUGACCCCAGGAAUAUCACACGUCUCUUCGGAAACUAAAGUAUCUGCUAUGGUACAGCAACGAUUUACUUCAAAGGAUCGUAAGUUAUCGGCACCUGUGUUUGGAGUGCUAGAAGAUGAAGAGGCUGAAGAGAGUCAUAGACUGUCUAGAACGGCAGAGAUUGAAAACAUUCCAGAAGUUGUGGAAGAAGAAACUGCCGGCCCCAUCUCCCCACGUUACAGUCAUAGCCCACCAAAGAAAUUUCAGAACAGUCGACAAUCAUCUCAGAAGUCAGAUGAUAUAGAUGAGCUUCCUCCUCCACCGCCAUCGCCCCCUCCGCUCACUUCACCCUCUCCUCCCCCUCCCCCGCCUCCUUUUGAAGAUGACCCCGAUGACACUAUGCCUUCAGUUGAUGACCACUACACAUACGAUGACAGCAGACUGUACCAACCUGACCAUGACCUUCACCUAGAGUUCUCUGGUUUGAAAACUAACGGGGACAUUAUGAAGAAUGGCCUCAGUGAAACCUCCAUAAACAAUGGCCUUCCUGAUAUUGAUAGUGGGACUGUCACAACAAUAAAUGGACUGCCACCACCUCAAGAUGAAGCUCCGGCUAUUCCAAGUAAAAAGGGACGCCAGGUGGUCAGCAGCUCGUUUUCCCAUGAGGAUUCCAUGCAGGAUGUGGAUGCUGCAGAGCUGUCUUUUAACCUGAGUGGUGGCAUCACCACUCCAGCAGACUUGAGUGAUAUGACAGAAGCCCAAAGAUCCUCAUCAAAAAGUGGGCGAGCAGUUUCUGAAGGCAGUAUCUUGUCAGCUCAGGAUAGAGAGGAGGAACAGAACAAAAAGUCAAGGCAAAGACCCACUGACACUGCCUAUUAUAUUGCUAAAGAAUUGCUGAUGACAGAAAGAACUUACAAAAAAGAUCUUGAAGUUCUGUGUGUGUGGUUCCGUAAUGCUGUCAGUUGUGACCCUGCCAUUCUGAACUCUAUGAAUGAGAUUUUGUUUCACUAUUUCGACCCCAUCUACAAUUUUCAUCAUGGCUACCUGAAGGAAGUAGAACAGCGGCUAGCAGCAUGGGAAGGCAAGAUUCAGCCACAAUUGAAUGGAGAUAAUCAGAGGAUUGGAGAUCUCUUGCUCAAAGUUGUCAACAACAGUCAGGAGAUCUAUGAAGAGUACUUCAAACACUUGGAAGAAAUUCUCACUGAGAUAGACAUUAUGGUGAAAAAGCAAAGGCCCUUUGAAGAGAUUUGCCGAGGUUUUGAGAGCCAAAAAGUGUGUUACCUCCCCUUAAACACAUUUUUCCUUCGCCCUGGACAGCGUCUGUCGCAUUUGAAGCUCAUUCUUGAACGUCUAGUCAAAUAUUACCCUUUCACCAACAAUGACACAGAAGACUGUAAAGAAGCUUUGUGUCGUAUCACUGAAAUAACCAAUGAAUUCAGAGAUCAGUUCAGAAAAAUGGAGAAUCUGGAGAAAUUGAUGGAAUUACAAAGAGAUCUUCUAGGAUUGGAGAAUCUAGUCCAUAAAGAUAGGGAGUUUCUCCGAGAAGGUUGUCUGCAAAAAUUUUCUAGGAAAGGUUAUCAGCAACGAAUGUUUUUCUUGUUUUCUGACAUGUUGGUGUACACGUCAAGGACAUCAGCAUCACUACUGCAGUUCAAAGUUCAUGGCCAGUUGCCCUUGAGAGGGAUGACAGUAGAGGAGACAGACCAGAGCAAGUCUGCGGUGCAAAACAGUUUUGCUAUAUAUGCAGGGAACAAAUACAUUCUUGUGGCAGCAAGUUCUCAAGAAGAGAAAGAUAAAUGGAUAGAAGAUAUCAAUGAAGCUGUGAUCAGAGUCAAGGGAAUUGGUGCAGAUAAGUUACAGUAUCCCAGCCUCAAGUCUAGUGCUAGUUCAAGUGAAAACGUGGGCAGUGGAGACAAUGUUGAUAACCAGAACUCCCCACAAGAGAAGCUCCUCCAGCACAGGGCCAACACCACCAUGCACGUCUGCUGGCACCGCAACACCAGUGUCAGUUUCAGGGAUCAUGACAGGGCUUUAAAGAACCAACUGAGUGGCUAUUUGUUGAGGAAGUUUAAGACAAGCAAUGGCUGGCAGAAACUCUGGGUGGUCUUUACCAAUUUCUGUUUGUUUUUCUACAAGACUUACCAGGAUGAUUACCCCUUGGCCAGUCUCCCACUGCUGGGCUAUGCAGUCAAUGUUCCAGAGGAAGAAGAUAGCAUUAGCAAGGACCAUGUGUUCAAACUUCAGUUCAAAAAUCAUGUCUAUUUCUUUAGGGCUGAAAGUGAAUACACUUUCUCCAGGUGGAUGGAAGUCAUUAAUUCUGCAACACAUAAUGCCAGGCGCAUCCGCCUUUUUAGUCGAUUGGACAGCCGGUUAGAAAGUAGCUAGCGCCCCUGCGUUGGAAUUGUAUUCUUUCUCUAAGGCUCUUGCCAUCUUUCCUCAUUCUUUGUUGGUAUCAUGUAACAGACUCUCUAAGUUAAUUCAUGUGUGAGUGUGUGUGUACACCAGAGUUACGGAGAGUGAGUCUUGUAGAAGGUCUGUUGUAGUUAGAUGUGUGGUAGGGGGGAAGGAGAAUGGUGUGUAUCACAUCUUGUAAAUAGAUUCUAUAUUGCAUACACAGAUUUUUACAAGUUAGUUUCAGUUGUUUGUUUACUUCCUAUUUAUUCACUCUUAGUUUUUGUUGUGUUCAUGUUAAAAGAUUGAUUCAAGUUGUGUCACUUUUGUUGUGAUCACUGUACAAAGUUUGAGUUGUGCUAAUAUUAUAUAGCGGCUAUCUUUAGUACCAAGUUUUGGUUGUGCUAAUAUUAUAUAGCGGCUAUUUCCUAACUUAUUGCCUGGUUGGAACAAAUGUUUAGAACUGAAGCCAAAUAUUUUUUUUUGAAAUUUUUAAAACUUGUUUUGUGUUUACAGAUUUUAUCAUUAUUUUUUUAAUAUGUUAAGUGAUUGUUUAUUUUUUUAUUUUUUUUUUGCUCUUAAGGUAUAUUUAAAUUUAUGCAAAUUUUGUGUAUGCUGUAAUUUAUUCUAGAAAUUAAAGCAAUUUAAUUGUUCACAAAUGUACAUCAACUCUAGGAUCAGUUGUUAUUUGAUUGAUUAAUGUCUGGAGAAGAGUUUGAACACAAGAUAGGACAUUUUACUUUUCAGAAUAAAUUUUCUUUCUUUUAACUGUAAUUUUUGUAAUUGUAUUAUACAGGAAUUACUUCUUCAUUGUUUUCUAUUCUCUUUUUAUUUUAGUUCAUUGCUUGGUCCUGGACACUAGUUAUCUAGGACAUUAGAGUUUUUGUUUUUGUUGUUUGUUUUCACAUUGUUUAAAGAAAUAAACAAAAAGGGAUUUAUAUCUGGACCAACUUUGGGCUACUACAGCUCAACAGGGUAUCUUUUUGCUGACUCCUUGUUCGGACACAAUAAAAGCAUUGAACACAUGGGUGAGACUUAUCUCCCCUGAUUUUCAGUUGAACUAAGAGAUAACAAAAGUAUGUAAUUAGAGUCUGGUGAUGAAAUAGAAUCUAGGGUUAUAUCUGCAAAACAUUGAGACCAUAAAGUCAAUGCUUGUAAACUGAAAUGUGUGCCAGUCUUGACAGUCUUGUCUUGGUGAACACAUGACCAGUCACAGAGUGAAACAAAUGUAAGUUUCCGAAGUAAAUCAAGGUAUGUUAUUAUAUUCUAUAUCUUCAGUGGCAUCACUAGGAUUGGUGUCAGCCAACUCUCAUGUGACUCCAUUGAUUCUUUCUUUCUUGUUUGGUUUGCUUGUUGCCUUGUUACUAGAUAGAUCUACACAGUAAAGCAUUAUUUGUUUUUUUUUUAAUUACAAGCUACUGAGUUUUGUUUUAAUUGAGUGUUAAAACAAUGAUGCCCAGCCUGUGGUGCUGUCUGCCCUUUGGUGCUGUCUGGCCUGUGGCACUGUCCGGCCUGUCAAACCUUCUGCCCAGAGUGCAUAAUGAAGAGGCAAAGGCUCAGUUCCACUGAACCUGACAAAUAUUGUUUGAUACAGCCUUUGACAGACAUACAGGGGAAAUUAUUUGGCCCUCGGGUCAAAGUGUUUGGGUACCAAUGAAAUUGUGUGUUUGUUGACAUGAUCAUUUCCUAUCAGUAAUUCAAGGCCAUUACAGAAAUGUUUUUGUGGAGAGAAUGAUAUGUUUUUGUCCCAUGAGAAAUCUGUACUAACACUUGUUGUUGUUGGUUCAACUUGUCAGAAUGUUGACUUUAAUACAAAUGAAUAGAUUUUUAAAUAGUUGUUCAUGAUUCUUAUGUUGUUAGGGGACAUAACCCUUCAAGUGGAACAUGCCAGGGUAGUAUAUUGUAAGGAAUGAGUCUAGUUGUUUUUCUACAGUCAGAUAAAAUGAAUCUGCAUCUUUUGGGAUUUGGCAAUGAUUGCUACAAGUGUUAAAUAGAUUUUUAAAAAAACAACACUUUUUUAAUCAACCAAAUUCUAAAAAAAAUUAAAAAAUGUGUAUGCUAGAAAUUCUAUGCAGGGUGUUGUAGAUGAACUGUUCUGUUGCUGGUAGCUUCCCUGACUAAGCUACGGAAGCUUCAUCAUGAUUUGGUGUUUUAAAACUGGUUGAUCAAAUUGUUUCAUGUUUUUUAUCAUUAGGUAACAAAUUAUGCAAAACAAAUGAAUUGUUUGUUUCUUUGUGUGUGUCUGGUCUUCAUGUGAUUGUGUUGACUCAGACAUGAUAGUGUUUCUCUUGUAUAGUUAACCUUGACAUUGGCCUAUCAAUUUUUGUAUCCCUUUAUCUUUUUUUCCCUUCCUAUUUCCCUGACAAAAUAUUUACCCAACUAAAACUAGACAGUACACUCAGGUGUGUGAUCUUUUGCACACUCAAUCAGUUUUGUUUUUUUAGAUUGUGACCUCUGACCUGUAGCUACAGCAAGAAGAAUGUCCACCCACACAUGAACUGUACAGACAUAUGCAAGUACACACACACAUUAUGCAUGGUCCCUCUCACCCACUUUCCCUACCUUCUAGUUCUUAUCACACAUCUUAGCUCCCCUGAAAAAUAUUCCUGCUAGCUGAACCAGCAGGUUUUACUUGAUUUUGUUGACAAUUUAUUUUUAAAUGCUGACUUGAUUUUUAUUUUUUUAUUUUUUUUUUUUAAUGAUUCAAUUUUCAUUGUUUAGGUUUAGUUUUGAAUUUGAAAUAAUUUUAUUGUAUGUCAAGAUUUGGAAUAUCUGGAAGUGUGUAUAACUGGAACAGAAAUGACAGAAAAAUAAAUUAACAUUUUGACUACA